This is a messenger RNA of Galendromus occidentalis (western predatory mite), 1405 nucleotides long. Its product is annotated as ataxin-10. The transcript is spliced from 8 exons. Lineage: Eukaryota; Metazoa; Arthropoda; Arachnida; Mesostigmata; Phytoseiidae. The record is from RefSeq and is a predicted model, not a curated record. Gene Ontology annotation, cellular component: cytosol. The coding region runs from base 1 to 1317 and encodes 438 amino acids.
AUGUCGUCGUCUCAGACAUUGAGUUCCAUUUUGGAGGACAAUCAUGCCUCUCAUGAAGAACUCAGCCGUGAGCUCCGCAGACUAUCAAGUUCGAUUUCCGGAAGGAUCACUCAACGCGAUGUCUCGAUCAUUGAAGUUUCGAUGAACGACAUCGCACAGAUAGUAGAUAUCAUCGUCGAGGAGCGAGACUCUGAUCUUCUGUAUGAGUUGCUCGCUCUAGUGCGGAACAUCGUCCCGUUCAUGCAAGAUCUGAGAAAUGAUCUGAACCAUUCGCCGCUGAACGAAACAUUGGCGCAAACGGUUUUUGCGAAACCACUGAUCGGCUCGCUUGACGAGCUACCGGUCGCUUGCUAUCUUCGCUUGCUGCAGUACUUCGCAAAUUCCAUGGCGAGUGACCGAAAUACGUCUCGGAGUCUCUAUCCUAUUCUGCUGCCGAGCGAGGGAGAACCACUGUUGCAGGUUCUACGGUGUCCGCAUGAAAAGCUCGUUUCACUCGCUGUCAUCGUUCUUUGUCACCUCCUCGAGAACGAUAUGAAUUGCUCAGAUUUCGUCAAGCGAGAUGACUUCGUCGAGUUUACUCGGAUUUUGGUUCGGAGAACUCUCGAUAAUUCCGAUAGGGAUGCGCUUUCCCUCCUCAAGAAGUUUGUCAUGAGUCCGAUGUUCUUCAGCGCACACUUCGACGGACUAGACGUCUCGACACAGUGUUUUCUAAUGGAUCUGAUAUCAGAAGAGCUGACAGAAAUUGAUCCGGAGUCCGAAGUUCCGACACUGCCGAGAGAAUCCUUGGAGUUUUGCAUCGAAAGAGUGAAGAAUCAUAUCGGAAGCAUGAGGAAGACUUCUGAUCAUCGGGAUCCCCCGGCGAUGGAAAUCCUCUUCGUAAAGCUCAUCACCAUUCUGUCGCUGUCAUCUCUGCGAGACCCGCAAGGAGUCGUCACGAAGGACCUCGAGCUCCUGAUCAUGACCAUUGAGUGUCUCCGGAGUGUGCACGCUCUCAGAGAAGAUAGUACGACAGAUUUAGAUCGAAGAUCGGACUUCGGAUCGUUGGCCGGGAACAAGGAAGAUAUAUUCGACCAUCCCUACUUCGGCCUAAAGAGGGAUCUGGUUCGAUUGAUCGGCAAUAUGUGUUACAAGGAUAAGCGAAACCAAGAUACAGUCAGAGAUUUCAACGGGAUCGAACUCCUGUGCGACAUGAGCUGCCUGGACGCGAGGAAUCCUUUCAUCACUCAAUGGAUCGUUCUAGCGUUAAGGAACUUGGUCGAGGGUAAUGAGGAAAACAAGCACAUAAUCGCAUCUCUGACAAAGAAACCUGAAGUUUGAUGCUCUCCGACUCAGAGAGACCCCUUUGUGAUCACGUGAUGACGUCGUCCUCGAGCUGUCUGCAUAUCUGUUACUGUACAUAUAGCCG